Ogataea parapolymorpha DL-1 is the source of this 444-nucleotide messenger RNA. RefSeq lists its product as uncharacterized. NCBI's taxonomy places the organism in Eukaryota, Fungi, Ascomycota, Pichiomycetes, Pichiales, Pichiaceae. Gene Ontology annotation, molecular function: DNA binding. Gene Ontology annotation, biological process: rRNA processing; negative regulation of transcription by RNA polymerase II. The coding region runs from base 1 to 444 and encodes 147 amino acids. The transcript has a single exon. The record is from RefSeq and is a predicted model, not a curated record. Gene Ontology annotation, cellular component: nucleolus.
AUGGUUUCGUUUUCGUGUGAGGUUUGCAACGAUACAGUGGUCAAGAAGAAGCUGGCGGUGCAUCAGAGACAAUGUAAUGGCGCAUACUUUACAUGUAUUGAUUGCAAUACAACAUUCUACAACAAUGACCACAAUAGUCAUACCAGUUGUAUAACCGAAGCUGAAAAAUACGAGAAAGGCUGGAAAGCUCCUAAAUUUGAGUCUGUUAAGAGCAAACAGGAACCUCGAGAACCUCAGUCGUCUGAACCUAAGAAAAAAGACAAUAAGCAAAAAUCAAAGACCAAGUCCGCCGAGCCAUCGCUUGCAUCGUUUGUUUCUGGGUCUGAAUCGCUCUACAAAGUUCUCAAGAAAGCCCGCAAAGGACUCAAGAAAGACAAGUCCGAACUGCUUAAAUCAUUAAAAGUGCACAAGAACGCAGAUGGCACCAUCACCGUGUCCCUAUGA